Messenger RNA from Rhizopus microsporus ATCC 52813, 705 nucleotides. RefSeq names its product phosphatases II. The record is from RefSeq and is a predicted model, not a curated record. Gene Ontology annotation, cellular component: cytoplasm; nucleoplasm. Lineage: Eukaryota; Fungi; Mucoromycota; Mucoromycetes; Mucorales; Rhizopodaceae. Bases 1 to 705 code for a protein of 234 amino acids. Gene Ontology annotation, molecular function: protein tyrosine/serine/threonine phosphatase activity; F-box domain binding. The transcript has 3 exons. Gene Ontology annotation, biological process: negative regulation of protein binding; regulation of ERK1 and ERK2 cascade; protein dephosphorylation.
AUGCAAGGUCUACCUGAUUUUGACCUCACACUGAACCCACAUGCGGGAGUAGAUGAUUGGCAAUAUGAAAUGCGACGUGAGAUUCAAGAGAUUAUUCCCGGAGUGUUUUUAGGUCCCUUUUCAGCCUGUAGAAGAAUCGAUCAACUAAAGGAAAAAGGAAUUACACACAUCAUGUGCUUUAUUGAUCAGGCAGAAGCAAGACUAUUCAAGACAGAUACCCUGAUACAACAUUUUGAAUUUCAACAGUAUAUUGUGAAUGAUACCAUCCUGCAAAACUUGAUUCAGCAUUUUCCCAAUGUUUUCAAACAGAUCAACAGAGUUCUUGACUUGGGUGGAAAGGUUGUACUGUGUUGCAAUGGCGGUAUGUCUCGAAGUCCUGCUUUUGUGAUUGCUUAUCUUAUGGAAAAAUACAACCUGGACGCCAAUCAAGCUUAUCACUGUGUACAGGCCAGACGGCUCUGUAUCAAUCCUAAUGAUGGAUUCAAGUGUCAGCUCAAGGAAUAUGAGCCAAUAUUUAGGGCACGUCGUGGAGCACCAUCCACUGAUGGUGAUAGUAGGCGAAGGAGAAGAUCAAGAGGCGAAGAAAAUGAUGAUAUAUUCAAACACACACAUGGUGUGGAUCCCAAACGAUAUCUCCGUGAUCAAAUUCACGAAGAACAGGGAACCAACGCCAUGUCAUCAGAAUAUAGUUCAAUGACAAUGUAA